AUGUUCGUUCGGCGGCUCUUAUCGCAGUCUUUCAAACACGCCAGAGGAACCUCACUGCAGUUGAAUAAUUCCGCAACACGACAUUAUCGAAUACCACUUACGAAACAGAUACCUCGAGGAUCAUGGGACUCGCAUAUGCAUAUCAUCGAUCCAAGCAGAUAUAGCGUAAGCCGCGAUGCGCAGUACCGUCCACAGACACACACUCUUGCCGAGGCCAAGGUCUUUGAGGCAUCUGUCGGUAUCGAUAAUAUCGUUCUCGUGCAACCUUCCAUAUACGGUUUCGAUAAUUCCUGCCUCCUUGAAGCUUUGAAACAAAUCGGUACACAUCAUGCAAGAGGUGUCGUUGUCUUUGAUCCUCACACAACUCCCCAGGAUACACUUCUCGAGUGGCACAACUUAGGUGUUCGUGGAGUGCGCGUCAAUCUGCAGUCGGUGGGCAAAUCGAUGAGUCCAAAAGAGCUGCGCAAAACGCUCAGUCAAUAUGCUACGGCUGUUAAACACCUCGGAUGGGUAAUCCAGAUAUAUGUGCCGAUGCAUGUCAUUGAACAGUUAGAGCACAUUGUGCCUACGUUGGGAACGCGCGUGUGCAUCGAUCACAUAGGAUGUCCCGAUCUGAACGGCCAAGCUCUUCGAACCCCUUACGAAAUUCCAGGAUUCAGGUCGCUUGUUAAGCUAUUAGAGCUUGGGGAUACUUUCGUGAAGUUAUCGGCUCCUUAUCGUAUGAGCCAAACGACAGACUAUGGUGACCUAGAGCAGGUUGCUAGAGAGCUCAUCAGACUGAAAGGCUUCAGUAGGGUCGUCUUUGCAACAGACUGGCCUCAUACGAGGUUCGAAGGGUUAGAUAUCCAGCCUUGGGUACAUGAAGUCAUAGAUUGGUGCAAAGACGACACCCACCUGGUGGAGAGGUUGUUCAAGGGUAAUGCUGAAGAGCUAUGGGAUGUUCCUGCAGUAUAA
Molecule: messenger RNA, 954 nt
Organism: Truncatella angustata
Lineage: Eukaryota; Fungi; Ascomycota; Sordariomycetes; Amphisphaeriales; Sporocadaceae
Product: putative TIM barrel metal-dependent hydrolase
Exons: 1
Coding region: 1-954 (317 amino acids)
Molecular function (GO): hydrolase activity
Source: RefSeq, a predicted model, not a curated record